CCGGUAAGCGUACAAAUACAGCAGGAGCGUGGGAGAAGAUCAGGGUACACUGAACAUAUCUCUACACUGUCGCCUCUUCACUGAAGGGAAGUGAAGGAUGAAGUGUGCGAGAUGUUGGCUGUCAGCACUGGCCCUGCUGCUGCUCAGUGUUGUUGGAGUAAAUAUGGAGCAUCUCCAAGCUGAGAACCUGAAUCUCCUUCCCCCAGAUGAGCACAACUUGGUCUUGAACCGUGGAAUGAGAGUGCUGCCCAGAGACUGCCAUGAAAUGCUGAUGACCUCUUCAGGCCAGUCCAGAGACGGGGUGUACCUGAUCCAACCGGAUGACUCUCCCAUUGUGGCCUACUGUGCCAUGCAGGAGGGCGGCUGGACUGUGGUGCAGCAUAUCACCGUCAACAGCAGUGUGAAUUUUGAUCGUACCUGGGCUGAGUACAAACAUGGCUUCGGGGCUGUAACUGGUGAUCACUGGCUUGGGAACGAAUACCUUUAUCAGCUCACCCGUGGCCCUGGGCGCCAUAAACUGGGAAUAAAACUUGUGGACCGUGACGCCGUCACCAAGACGGGGGAGUAUGAUCCAUUCCUGGUGGAGGAUGAAUCAUCAGCCUACAGACUGAGGCUGGGGUUGUUUCAGGGCACGGCUGUGGAUGCUAUGACUCUGGACACAGAGAACUACCUGCAUGAUAACCAGAGAUUCACCACUAAAGACAGAGACAAUGAUAACUACUUCCAAAACUGUGCAAAGCUGGAGUUUCAGGGGGUGCCGGGAGGAGGUUGGUGGUAUGACGCCUGUGCUGGUGCAAACCUCAAUCGCAGGAAUGUUAUUUACUGGCAGAAGGACUGCAAUAAAGAGCGACUGUGCAAGUACGCAUGGAUGAUGGUGAGACCGUCUGACACACUUAAACUAAUUCAAAGGAGAGACUGCAAGAAAGAUGAGCUGUAAGGACACCACUUUCAAGAUUUCUGAUACUGUAUGACACUGGGUUUGGGAACUAUUGGGGGGGCAAGAGUUUUUUGUUUUUUCAGGCUUUCUUGCAACAAAAUUUACAUUACGCCUUUUCCCCUAAUAUUCAAUACAAUAGACACACAUUCAAUUCACCACAUUUUAUUCUGAAAUGCAUGGACAUGUUCACAAAAUACUGAAAAGAACAAAAAAAAAUCACAAACUUGGAACACAAUAUAAAAAUGCAGUAUGGUUUUAAGUCUAGCUUCGUUUCCAUCAUCAACAUGUACACGAAGUAAAGCAUGUCACUGUUCCCCAAAUUGCAAGUGCAGAUUUUCGCUUUAUCACAGUUACUAAAAGUGUUUUUAAUGACAUUAUAGCUUAUGACACAUGAAACAUAUCUCUUUUUUUGCAUGUAAUCUCCCAUCCAAUGCUUACACAGAGGAACAUUUCACAAACAGCAUUUUAUUUGACACAACACAUUACAAGUUUGCCAGAAAUACAAUGACGAUAUGAUGACAU
This is a messenger RNA of Plectropomus leopardus (leopard coralgrouper), 1459 nucleotides long. RefSeq names its product fibrinogen-like protein 1-like protein. NCBI's taxonomy places the organism in Eukaryota, Metazoa, Chordata, Actinopteri, Perciformes, Serranidae. The record is from RefSeq and is a predicted model, not a curated record.